AUGACGAACCAAAUGGGUGGGGUAAAUCUUGUUUUCAAACUAUAUUAUUUUUAAAUAUUUAUAUUAUUAUAAAAAAUAUAUGGUUAACAAAUAUGGUGGUAACGAUUAUUGGGUAAGGAAGACCACACAGUCUAGACUAAAUGGUUGGUUGGGCUUCUUCUUAUUGGGCUAGAAAUUUGGCCCGUUGGACUGGAUUAAACAACCAGCGUAGUUCGCGAAGCCCAAAAGGGAUAGUUUGUCCCCGCAGGGGGUGGAAUUGGGUUGAAGGAGGGGUAUUUACGAUAAUGCACAUGUCGAGCGUUGUGACGGAAGGCGAUUUCGUGGACUUUCCAACCAAACAAACGGCAGGAGGGGUGUUCGGAAUGGUGUGGACAAUAGAGAAUAGCGGUGCCGGCGGCUGGACCCCCCCGGGGAUCAGGGCAGGCGCCUUCACCAGGAAGUGAGAGGGGCGCUGUGGCGGUGUGGCUGUCGUGCCUCAGCCUGCCCCAAUCCCACGGCUAUAAGAAUAGAGGGAAGGUGUGACGGCAACUUGCUUCCCCUGGUGGCUCUCAGGAUAUCACCGGAGCGCCACGUCUGGUGGGUCUGAGGCCCUACGUCCCUCUGCAGAUGGCCGGCAGCCUCGCGGAUUCUACCCUUCUCAUUCGGGUAGAGGGCCGCCCUUGUUUCUCUGUUGCCGAUGUUUCUUCUCCUUGUUUUCACUUUGGGUGCUCAGACUUACUGAAAUCGGUUUCUCUCGGUCUCAGGGGCCACCGCAGAGGGCGGCUUUCGGCAGAAGGGCCCAGAUUUCUCCUGGUACGUCCAAAGAAAUCGGUUGUGUUUGACGUCCUGGGCAUGUUGCAUUGGCUUUGUAUGUGCUGCUAUGUGGGGGUCAUAUCUAGUUACGAGCUUCAUUCUUCUCUGGUUUCGUCUGUUUUCAAGAUUGGCCCCUGUAGCUUGAGGAUUUCUGCUGUUAUUUUUAUCUCCGUACUCUGCAGAACUCGUCACCUCUUCCCAAGUACUUCGCUGUUAUAGUAAACAUGCUCACCACACGUUAUGUAGAGACGUCGAGCUACAGAGGGACUGAGAACCCUACUCGGGGAAAAGGUUAGAGUGAUUGCAACCCUUGACCACACGGAUACCAGAGAAGUUCUCGUGGAUUUAGCCGAAUAAACCAGUAAAAAUGUGACGCAGAACGUGGAGCUGUCAUACCAUCUGGUGUAUAAUUGUCAUAACAUCUCCAGUGUAUCGCUUGAUAUGGGCGAGUGAGAGGGCCGUUGACUUGGUUUUAAUCAGCUGUGUUCUGCCGAAAAGGUCAACAGUGAAGGGCGACAUAUACACGACAUGUGGCUGAGAAGGACGGGACCAUAGAACUAUUGUAUAGGCAGGGUGUGUUGACUUUUAAUGCGUGAUGCAUGAUUCUAUAUUAACUGUAACGAUUGCUGGUAGAAUGCUGAUAUUUUAUGCCCUGCCUAGACGAAGAAGAGUCAUAUUACUAUUCCAGAUCCUAGUUGCUUGGCCUUUUUAAGAGGCUCACAUUCGCAUUAACUUCUCAUGCUUUUUUUUAUUUAAAGCAACUGUUUUUCUAUAAUUUUUGGAUUUUUUUUCCCAGGUCAAUGCAGAAUGUUGCAAUACAGAUAUUCGUUCUCAUUAAUGUCAUUUUUAUGCUUUCCCCUUGAUUCAUGGUGGGAAUCACGUGCACCAACAUGACAGGUGAAUACCAGCUAAAAUGGGGAGGCCAUCUAUGGCAAAGAGCGUUUCAGCGACAUCGCUUUCACCACAAUCUGCGCAAGAAUUCUAUGGUCAUUCAAGCUGUGGCUGCUCCAGUGUCAGCGCCUGUGGUAGGCAAUGACGAGGAAAGAAAGCAGAUGUGCGAAAACUACGGAUUCACACAGAUUGCGGAGCUGGUUCCUGAUGAUAUAACUCUGAGAGAUAUUAUAAGCUCUUUACCUAAGAAGGUGUUCUGGGAGAAACCCUGAUUGUAAUUUUUCUUUUGUGUCUUCAUUUGUUCACUUAUACCUUGUUGACACAUUCUGAUUUUUCUCCAAGGUAUUUGAAAUUGAUGAUGUGAAAGCUUGGAAAUCCGUCUUGAUAUCAGUCACCUCUUAUGCAUUGGGGAUUUUUAUGAUUUCUAAAUCUCCAUGGUAUCUUCUCCCUCUGGCUUGGGCAUGGACUGGCACAGCAGUGACAGGGGUAGGUUUCUACAUGCCUUUGGCCUUUUCUUUUCAGAUAUUUAUCGUAAAAAUAGUAUUUAUCAUGAAUAUAUAUAUUCCAUUUCUUGUUGUGGCCACUGACAUCAUCUUUGCCUGAAGUUUUUUGUGAUAGGCCACGACUGCGCUCACAAGUCAUUUUCGCGCAAUAAAUUAGUGGAAGAUAUUGUAGGAACCCUGGCGUUCUUGCCCCUCAUAUAUCCAUAUGAACCAUGGCGAUUUAAGCAUGAUCAGCACCAUGCCAAGACGAACAUGUCUGUAUGCUUUUCCUCUACCUAUAUCCAACCUGAUGACUAAAUAAAUGUCUAUAUUUUUUUCUUUUUUUAUUGGGUAUUUGUUCUAUGGCACUUUAUUGCUCUGGCUGUUAUAAGGAUGCUAUUCAAGCUACAUCAGUUCACAUCUUAUUAUUUUCUGGCUUGAAGCCUUUUGAUAUGAUUUAAUCGAACAUAAUCAUGAACUAUAUUUCAACUACAUACUAAGUGCAUGAUCUUAAAAUUUGAGCAUUUUUUUAUUUAUUUAUGUCAAUUUAUUGCAUUUUUGCGUUGAAAUAUCCAUUAUAUGGACAAUCUGUGCCCCGGUUUUGAGAUCCAUUCGGUAAGGUUACUGUAGGUCCCACCCCUACCCCGUGGUGGAUCUUAGCUGCACUGUGGAUCUUAAGAUGAUGCUAAAAUUACCCUCCUUCUUUGCCUUCAAUUCUCCAGGCUACAAGAGGACACUGCUUGGCAUCCUGUGAGAAGAGAAGAAUUUGAUUCUCAGCCUCUUCUGCGAAAAGGAAUAAUCCUGGGAUAUGGCCCAUUCCGACCUUGGAUGUCCAUAGCUCACUGGUAUGUUAAUCUUUUCUUCUUCCUUUCAGCUGAUGAGAAACAGGACUCCGUUCACAUCUUUUUGAUUUUAUGUUGGGAAAUGGUCUUGUGCUAGAUAUUUAUACAUAUUUGUGCUUCUCAACGCCACUUACCUUCAAUAACAGGUUAGUGUGGCACUUUGAUGUGAAGAAAUUCAGACCGAAUGAAGUGCAGAGGGUGAAGAUUAGCUUGGCAUGCGUCUCUGCAUUCAUUGCUAUUGGAUGGCCUUUGAUUAUUUUCAAGACGGGGUUUAUUGGAUGGAUCAAGUACUGGUUCAUGCCAUUCUUGGUGUAUCACUUUUGGGUAAAGUUUCAAUUUAUUUAUUUAUUUUAUUUUUUCCACCCCCCUUCUUCGGAUCUUCUUCCUGGUCUCAUGCAGAGUUUUCUGUGUUCAUGAUCUAGAUGAGUACUUUUACAAUGGUUCAUCACACCGCACCUCACAUACCGUUCAAAGCUUCAGAUGUGUGGAAUGCUGCUCAGGCUCAGCUCAGCGGAACAGUCCACUGCACAUAUCCUCGGUGGUACUUCCCUGUUCAUCCUCCCAUUUCUUUCAUCGUUCUUCUCUGAGGUGUUCUUGCAGUUACAUAUACGCGCCUCAUGAUGAUGUUGACCAAUCGAUGGUGAAUCUUUUUUCUCUUAUCCUUUCGUAUUAUUAUUAUUAUUAUUAUUAUUAUUAUUAUUAUUAUAUAGAGAAUGGUGUGGAUCUUGCAUCACAUGGAGAAUAAUUGUGGGAAAUCUCAUAUGAUUUGAGGUUCUUACAUUAUAAAUCGUCAUGAAUGAUCUAGAAAUGGUGAAAGUUUUGUCAUGAAUCCAAAAGUCAGAGCCCUCCAAAAGUCAAAAAAUCAUCAGCCGCACAAGUUUUUCUUAAUUAUUAUCGAUUGAAGCAUUCCGAUUUACUGGGUGACGAGUCUGUCUUUGACAGGGUGGAGAUUCUUUGCCACGACAUCAACGUGCACAUUCCUCAUCAUAUUUCUCCGAGAAUACCCAGUUACAACCUGAGAGAUGCCCACAAGUCGCUUCAAGAAAACUGGGGCAAGGUAUAGAGUCUGCUUGAUAAAAAUCUCUUUCCUGUUAAACAUGGCUAUGGUCUGACAGAUCUUUUGGUUGGCCGCAGUAUCUCAAUGAAGCCAACUGGAACUGGCGCCUGAUGAAGACGAUAAUGACCGUAUGCCAUGUUUACAACGAAGAACAUAACUAUGUCCCCUUUGACAGCCUCAGACCAGAAGAAUCUGGUCCCAUCCUGUUCCUCAAGAAAGUGAUGCCCGAUUAUGCAUGA
Molecule: messenger RNA, 4303 nt
Organism: Spirodela intermedia
Lineage: Eukaryota; Viridiplantae; Streptophyta; Magnoliopsida; Alismatales; Araceae
Source: the annotation of a GenBank genome assembly